This is a messenger RNA of Chaetomium strumarium, 3063 nucleotides long. RefSeq lists its product as uncharacterized. Bases 1 to 3063 code for a protein of 1020 amino acids. The record is from RefSeq and is a predicted model, not a curated record. Gene Ontology annotation, molecular function: protein dimerization activity. Gene Ontology annotation, biological process: positive regulation of transcription by RNA polymerase II; SREBP signaling pathway. The transcript has 2 exons. NCBI's taxonomy places the organism in Eukaryota, Fungi, Ascomycota, Sordariomycetes, Sordariales, Chaetomiaceae.
AUGGCCGACCGCGUCCAAAGCUCAUUUGACCUGGACGGCGGCUUGGACGGCUUCGAUCUUGGGAAUAGCACGCUGGGAGAUGGCAACAACCUUGUGAAUGGCUUGCCUGGUAGCGACUUCGGCAAUUCACCCGCGUCAGCUACCGCUGGCUCGUCUACGGGGGGUGUGAAUGCCGCUCCCGCAGGUGGGACUCCAUUGGGCUCACCUACGGCUGUUACCGCCUCAUCCCACCAGCAGCACCAGCCCGCUUUCUUCCACCCCGUCGCCGCCUCGUCAUGGGUCUUUCAGGACACACCACCGUAUGACUUCCCCGUUGGUGCUGCGCCGCAGCAACAGUGGGAAUUCCCGCUCAACCUGAACCAACCACUUCUCCAACAACAACUGUCUUCGUAUCUCCAGCCCACCGCUCCCGCUGUCAACCGGAAUAUCGCGCCCGUCACUGGUGCGGCAAAUGUUUCCUCGGUAGCAUCGGCUUCUACGCAUACCCGCAACGUCCAGAACACGCUCACGCCCGCACAGCGUGAGCUGCUCAAGACCAUCGCCAUGCCCCAGCAUCUUCAAUACGGCUCCCCUCGGAGUGCUGGCGGCAGCCCGGAGUCGGCCUCAAGCGGCCAGGACAUCAAGGCCGGCGCCUCAUCUCCGGAGACCGCCGAGCCAUCUAAGACCAAUAGUCGAAAGCGAAAGUCGUCUGCGGAGGUGGACGAUGACGAUGACGACGACGAGCUCGAGCAGCCAGUGAAGAAGACAGCGCAUAACAUGAUUGAGAAACGCUAUAGGACCAAUCUCAACGACAAGAUCGCGGCUCUGAGAGAUAGCGUCCCGUCACUGAGGAUCAUGUGCAAGAGCGCUCGGGGAGAAGACACAACCGAGGACAGAGAGGAGUUGCAUGGCUUGACGCCUGCCCACAAGCUGAACAAGGCGACGGUCCUCAGCAAGGCCACCGAGUACAUCAGGCAUCUGGAAAAACGAAAUAACCGCCUAGUGGAGGAGAAUAACAAUAUGCAAGCGAGGAUUGCGGCAUUUGAGAAGCUGUUCAUGGCCGGUGCCAUGACGGGCCAGUUGCCAAAUCCUCUCCAGCAGCAGCCACCUACACCGAUCCAAUAUCCCCAGGAUGCCACGCCUUUCUUAGGCACGCCACUGGGAACACCAGUGGGACCGGACCCGCCAGGAUUGAUCCCCAUCCCGGACGACAUGAAGCGCAUCCUGGCCGCCCAGCAGAUGAACGCCGGCCGCCCGUACCCAGUGCCGGCUCAACACUUUGGCCAAAAUCCGGCGCUGCUGCGGCAGCAACAAAUCCAACAGCAGCAGCAGCAAGCACAGGCGCAGGCGAGCCGGUGGAACCCGUACCUCGGAAAACUGAUGGUGGGUUCUCUGGCCGGGUUGAUGCUGAUCGAGGCGCUCGCCGAAAACGAGCAGAGCAGCGAGACGACUCAAGGGCGUGGUCUCUCCAUGCUCCCCGUCCGGUAUUUGACCGCAUUUGUCCGAUCUACUCACUUCACUAUCGGAGGCUACCACCUUUCGGCGAUGGACUUGAUUGCCAGUCUGAGACUGGUCUCACUUCUUGGGUUCUUCUUGUGGAUCGCUUGCUCGUCAUUCCUUGACACCUCCGUCUUCCGACCCUCCCACAAGUCGCAGCGCACCACUUCAGUUGUCGAGGCGGUUCCGUCUCUGGCCUCGCCGAUCCAUGUCAGGAGACAGGCCUGGCUCACCGCGAUCCAGACCGUCUGGGUGCCAAGACACAACUUCCUCCUCGAGGCUGCUGCUCUCUUGCUCAAGACGGUAAAGUACACCUUACGGAACGUUGUCGGCUCCCACGGCUACCUCGCACUUACCGGCCUCAGCGAAGAGCAGGAGGCUGCGCGGAUCAAGGCCUGGUCCAUUGCUUUGGACGCCCAGCUCGCGGGUGGCGACGUCGAGAUCAACAAGAGCCGUCUCACACUGACCCUGAUUGCCUCGGGCACUUUGCCAGAUACCCCACUCCGACUGAUGCUUAAGGCCCUUCAUGUCCGGGUCCUGCUCUGGCGGCUCAACGGCGCCUGCUUGGUAGCCAACCUGAUUGCCGCCAAGCUUGCCAGGUCGAGGUGGGACGAAGCGAGACAGCUGAACCGCAUCCUCAACUCUCUCCCCGAAGGCGAGAAGUCCCCUGACGAUGCGCUCCCGGAGCACCUGGCUGUCUUGCUCGAACAGGACUGCGACGAGGUUCUCAAUGACGACAUCAUCCAACGCGCGCACAACCUCGCCUGGAACGAGCCCACCACGUACAACGUGGUCAGCAAGAUUGACGGUAUGGAUACGGUCGUUGACGACGCCGCCGUGCGCUCGCCGAUGGACGCCGUCGCAGCGUGGUACUCGAACCUAACCCUCCACCGCGUCCUCGUCAACAGCCUGCGCAAACCCUGCGACGACCCCGACGUGGCGUCCAAGUCCGCCGCUGCAGCAGACGACAUCGCACUCGCCGUCAAGGUCGCGCCCAUCGGCUCCAACGCCCAAGUACGCGCUCUCGUCGCCCGUGCCGUGCUCGCCGACGGACGGCGCGGCCCGCACAUCAUUGCCGCGCUGCAGGCGCUCGGCCCGGAGAGGCACACGCAGUAUCAGUACGGCAACAGCAGCAGCAAGAGCGCCGUGCUCCCGCUGACGGCGGCGGUCCCGGAUCCGGACGCGCGCAUGGCGCUGCGCUGCGCGAUGGGCAUCGCACAGCUGCAGAAGUUUGAGCGCCCGCCCUCGGAGGCGUACAUGGUGAUCGACUCGAUCCUGCCUCCCGGCGCCGACAUCGAGGCCAUGUCGCUGCUGGCUUACACGGCGGCGUUCCAUCUGAUGGAGCACCUGUGGCAGCACAGGAUGGCGAGGGAGAUGUGCUCGAGGACGCUGGAGCGUUUGGCCGGUAGCUUGCGGAUAUGGAUUGGCAGCGAGACUGCCGGCGGAGAGAAGGCUGGGGUCGAGGAGGCCAUGCGGAAGAACAUGAUCGAGCAGUGCUUGCAGGUCGCGCGGAAUGUGGUGGGUAUGGUGAACGAUCCGGGAUACGCGAGUAUGACAGACUGCGACGGGGAUGGGGACGGAUGCUGA